UGUUCGAGCAAAUAUUGAACUUCUGAAGCAACCAUCAUGCUGGCACUCACGUCACUCAUCCGCCAAGCUAAGCUUCAGCCUUCCCUUCUUCGGUUCCCUUUCAUAUAUAAUACAAAAUGCGGGGAUAUCUCACCGUCUCCCCCUACUUAUCCUACUUCAAGCCUUCGAGUUCGAUCCAAUGUUGCCACUGACUAGCCUGACCAUCGUCCUGUCGCUCCUUGUCGUCGGAUCCCCAGUUUCUUCUAUUCCCUUGAACACCCAAAAAACAGUUGUUAGCCUUGUCACUAAAUUCAAAGCAGGUGGUGUAACCAAUGUCGUUGCAGGCGACAGAACACGCGCCCAUGUGCUGUAUCGGGCUGCGAUAAGUGGCAAGCACGAUGCGAAUGCAUCCAUCACCAACGUUCCACCCAUAGGUUACACUAUACAGGUUGGUUUCGGUAACCCAAUGAAACACUAUGGGCUUCUUGUGGAUACUGCCAGUGGCAAUACGUGGAUUGGAGCAGACCAAGAAUAUACCAAGACCAAUACCAGUACUGGAACUGGAAACACAGUCUCUGUCUCCUACGGAUCCGCCAAUUUCUCCGGGGAAGAGUACCUAGACACUAUCACGCUGGGCUCAUUGAGCAUUAGUAACCAAUCGAUCGGGGUGGCGAACAAAUACAAGGGCUUUGAAGGUGUCGAUGGCGUCCUUGGCAUUGGUCCCGUGAACUUGACAAAGGGCACGGUGUCUAACACGGACACAGUCCCCACUAUCAUGGACAAUCUCUUCAGCCAAGACUCUAUUGAUUCUGAGAUCCUCGGUGUCUACUUUGUCCCUGUAUCGGAAGAGGAUGCAACUGGCACGCUCACUUUUGGCGGCUGGAAUAGCUCUUUAAUGACAAGCGAUAUCACAUAUGUCCCCAUCACCAAUACCUCACCCGCUUGUACUUACUGGGGAAUCAACCAGUCCAUCAAUUACGGCGAUUCAAAUCUCUUGUCUUCGGUGUCAGGGAUUGUCGACACUGCCACCGUACUCAUUCUCAUUGAGUCAGACGCCUUCAAAACUUAUCAAUCUGCCACUGGCGCUACCUUGGAUGAGACCACAGGGCUGCUGAAGAUCACUCCAGAUCAAUACAGCAGCCUGAAACCCCUUAUAUUUACCAUCGGAGGGACCGCGUUCACACUCACUCCGAACGCACAGAUCUGGCCUCGCUCGAUGAAUAGCGUCAUUGGCGACACCAGCGGCAAUAGCGAUAACAUUUAUCUCAUCGUCGCAGAUAUUGGCAACAAAACAACUUUCGGUUUCGUCAGCGGAUACACAUUCCUUGAACGUUUCUACAGCAUCUUCGAUACCACGAAUCAACGGGUUGGAUUCGCCACUACAGCUUAUACUGAGUCAACUUCGAACUGAAUGCAUUUUUAAUACGAUUAAAUGUAUGUAUAUGGCUGCGGGCUGGAUCCGCUCGAUUCAUUAUUCCACGCAUACCCUGUAACGCAAUGUGAAUACAAUCGCCAUGUCAGCAUGUAAUAAAAGGACUAUUAUUGUUUGGUAGCGUCAUUUUGGUAAUAGAUGCCCAUGCAAACCAUC
Molecule: messenger RNA, 1567 nt
Organism: Suillus clintonianus
Lineage: Eukaryota; Fungi; Basidiomycota; Agaricomycetes; Boletales; Suillaceae
Product: acid protease
Exons: 5
Coding region: 179-1390 (403 amino acids)
Biological process (GO): proteolysis
Molecular function (GO): aspartic-type endopeptidase activity
Source: RefSeq, a predicted model, not a curated record